Polyodon spathula (Mississippi paddlefish) is the source of this 3208-nucleotide messenger RNA. RefSeq names its product transmembrane protein 209-like. Lineage: Eukaryota; Metazoa; Chordata; Actinopteri; Acipenseriformes; Polyodontidae. The transcript is spliced from 15 exons. The record is from RefSeq and is a predicted model, not a curated record. Gene Ontology annotation, cellular component: membrane. The coding region runs from base 59 to 1747 and encodes 562 amino acids.
AGCAGUUCCGGUGUGCAGUUCAAGGCGUGCAAGUAAGAGUGAAGAGAGCGGGAUAAAAAUGACACCGGUAAAAGAUGGGUCAGGACCAGACCUUAUUGACAGGACAAUAAGAAUGAGAAGGGAGGAGCAAGCAAGGAAGGUGGUCUUGGCCUGGGGUAUUCUGAAUGUCUCCCUGGCGGGAAUGAUUUACACCGAAAUGACUGGGAAAAUGUUGAGCAAAUACUGGAACAUCACCUACUGGCCUCUUUGGUAUAUAGAGUUUGCCCUUGCCGCUUUGUUCAGCCUUAAUGCCUUGUUUGAUUUCUGGAGAUACUUCAAAUACACAGUGACUCCUUCCAGCUUGGUUGUGAGUCCUGAACAGCACAGACUACUCGGUCUCAGGCACUCAGGCAUACAGGCAUCUCCUCCUCAGAAGCCAGAAAACCAAGAGAAACCUUCUCCUACACAGUCCUCCCCCGUUCAAGGCCAGAGUGUGCUGAGUUACAGCCCCUCCCGGCCACCCAGUGCAAGUCCCAAGUUCGCCCCAGGUUGUAUAACAGGAUACAGCCCUCCUUUGCAAAGUCCUUCCCCCACAGGCAGUGGCUCAUACUCCUCGCCUGUGGCCUAUUCAGCAAGCAACAGCUUUAGCAAGGUGGUGAGCUAUAGCCUGACUCCAGGUUCUCCUCCAUAUCCCAGCAGUAUUGGACCAGCAGAAGGCUCUAAUCUUCGGUCUCGCUAUCGCACUUCACCCACUGUGUUCAAAACUCCUGGUGGGAAAGAGGAUUACAUGGCAGACCUCAAAUCACUGGAGAUGUUCCUACGUUCUGAAGAAGAGAAAAGGCAUCGCAGCCAGCUCGGAAGUCCAGAGUCUGUUUCCCCUUCAAACAGUCCAACAUUCUGGAAUUACAAUCGCUCUGUGGGAGACUAUGCUCAGACCCUAAGGAAGUUUCAGUACCAGCUAGCCUGCAGGUCCCAGGCUCCUUCAGCAAACAAAGAUGAGACUGACCUGGGGUCCAAACAUGCUGCUGAAGAGGUCUGGGCCAGGGUUACAGUGAACCGUCAGCUGCUGGAUCGCAUUGAUUCCUGGACUGCCAAGCUCAGAAAUUGGAUUAAUGAGACUAUUCUGGUUCCUUUGGUGAAAGAGAUUGAUUCUGUGAAUACUCUGCUGCGGAGAAUGGGGUGCCCUGAACUGCAGACUGGAGAGGCCAGUAUCAGUAGUCUUAAACAAGCAGCCCUUGUCAAAGCAUCCUUGAUCCCAACAUUGAAUGCUCUUGUGCAGUAUCUGGACAUCACAUCUAAUCAGGAAUAUCUGGUGGAACGAAUCAAAGACUUGGCACAUGGUGGGUGUAUGAGCUCAUUUCGAUGGAAUGGAGGAGGUAAUUUGAAGGCAAGGAAAUGGGACACUGACCUGCCUACAGAUUCUGCAAUAAUUAUGCAGGUGUUGUGCACUUAUCUGGACUCGAGACUUCCUCCUCAUCCCAAAUACCCUGAUGGAAAAACAUUCACAUCCCAGCAUUUCAUACAAACACCUGACAAACCAGAUAUGUCAAAUGAGAACCUGUUUUGCAUUCAUCAAAGUAGUAUUAACCCUCCACACUACCAACUCAUCUAUCAGGGACACAUCUACAAUCUUCCAAAGGGUCGAAACAAUCUGUUCCAUACAGUCCUUAUGUUCUUGUUUGUUGUAAAGACCAAGGAAUCUGGAAUGUUAGGAAGGGCAAAUCUUGGCCUGUCUGGAGUAAACAUCCUGUGGAUAUUUGGUGACUGAUGUACUCUGUGCUGCUGUUCCUGAGUUUGUGUCAUUACUUGUCUUUAGUAGGUGGAUUAUAAUCUGGAUUCAUUGUAUGAGUUUGUUCUUGUGAUCAUAAAGCACAAAGAAUGCUGUUAAGUAUCUGGGGUCAGUUUUAAGAUAAAGAACACUGCAGAUUUUCAAGGCAGAGCUUUCUGAUGAAUUAAAAACUGACCUCAAAAGCAUCCAUUGAAAGCUCUAACUGUCUGAAGUAAACAGUAUGACUCUUGUAGUACAUUAUUGCUAUAUAACAGGAUUUAUACCAAUGUAUAGUAUUCUGCAACCUACUGACUUUGGGCUAGAUUCACAAAGCUAUUUACUCCAAAUCACAUUUUUCAGAAAGGAAAAACACAAUAAAUUUAACUAACAAGAAAUAAACAACUUACUUCAGGGGCUUGUAAGUAUGUGCAAUGUUAUGUUUUUCCUUUCAGAAAAAGUGUUGAGUGUUAUUGGUUAAUUGCUCUGAUGGGUUACUUCCACAUGUGAAGACAUAAAUGAAAGGUUUUCUUGCCAUUUUAAAUGCCACUUUUAUCCAAGAUUUCAAUGAAUUAUUGCUUUUCAGUAGUUUAAUAUUUGUAUAUAUGAAUGUAACUUUUACACGCUACUGGUAUUUAGUAUAUUUAUUGUAUAGUUCAAGUACACCCAUUUUCCUUAAGGAAUGAAGAGAAAUGUAACAAUUUGAUUUGAAGAUAACCAUAGGUCUGUUGUUAAUUUAGAUUUAUUUUUUAAUAACGGAACUGUCAGUCGGAUCUGAGUUAAGAACAUUUAAAAGUGGGUGAUGUAAAUUCUUGUUUUAAGAAACGUAUGUUUUAUUUGUCCUUAGUAUUUUAAGGAAAGCUUCAUACAUUUAGCACUGACGGAAGCAGACUUUUCUAGAGAACAGUAUCAUUUUUUUUUGUUUUCUAUAUGGAAACUUAAACUGAAACUCGGGUACUAUUGAACUUGAGCUGCUUACAGUUUGUUUUCUUUCUGAAGUUUUAUCUGCUUCAACAUAAAACAUACAAGUCUGAUCACACCAACUACAAUACAUGGGAUGGGUUUGUUUGCUGGGUUAGUAUCAAAUAUAUAUUGCCAAAAAAAAAAAAAAAAAAAAUGUAAACCACUUUGGAAAUCAAAGUUCAGUGUCUGGUGUGGAUGGGGAAGGCUUAAACUUUACUUUGCAGUUUCUGUUGAACUGCUUGGGUCCUCUUCUGUUUGUGGAGUUUUCUAGUGCAGUUUAUUCAAAAUAAUUUCAGAUACUGUCAUGAAAUUGUUUAAUCUCUGUGUGAACUUUGCUUUCAUUGUAUUAACAAAAUUGCAACUGAAAUAAGCAUACCUGCAUCAAACCUAUUUUUUUCUAUUAUUGAACUAUUUUUUUUUAAAUAAACACUCAAACAGUAUUCUGUCUUGUAAUGAUAAAAUUGCAAACUAGAUGUAUGUUCAUUAAACAUGAGUGAACAG